CACUCCUCAAUCUCUCCCAGACAUCCAAUAAUAAUAAUAAUAAUACAGAAGAACCUUCACUCUCAUCACCAUGAAGGGAACCUGGGCUGUCGUCCUUUGUUCAUUGCUCCUGAUUGCAGCUGAAAUUCAAGGGCAGCUGACCUCGGGACAAGGACGUUGCAGCUGCACAGGGAAAGGUUCUAAUUUCAUUCAGCAAAAAGACUUAGGAAAAAUAGAAGUGAUUCCCAAGAGCUCUUCCUGUGACCAUAUUGAGAUCAUUGCGACAAUGAAGCCCACUGGAGAGCAAAGAUGCUUGAACCCUAAUUCCAAAUGGCUACAGAAGAUGAUGACAGCCCUCAUCAACAAAAGGUCUUCAACAAAGCACUCACCGGUAAAGGAGAAGAGCUAAAGGUCACUUCAACAGCGCUUCAGUCUCCCUCUCCAGAGAGCAAUGAACUUGUCUGUUUUCUCCACUUGGCUCUACAGCUUUUAAAAUACAAAUGCUGCAGCUGAGGCAAGUUGUUCCCAACACAAAAUCGUUGCAUCCAUGAAGGUAACAUCUGGGUUGUGACAUCAUCUCAACACUGUGAUGGAACAUCAGCCUGUCACGGCAGGACAUGUAGUGAGGCAUCUGUAACCUCAUAAUCCUACUGGUAAACCAGUGACACUAAAGGCCCAGUUUGUCUUUGGGGCCUCCUGGUGGCUAUAAGUGGUAAGAUUGCUUCUGCUUAUCUAAUUAGCAAAUAUUUCUUUGAGCCACAUGGAUGGGUUAUUAUAUUAUUAUAAUCAUAACUCGGAGAUAAAAAUAUUCUCAGGUAACACAUCCUAAGAAUUCCAAGUAUCAGAGGGGUAGCCGUGUUAGUCUGAAUCUGUAAAAAGCAACAGAGGGUCCUGUGGCACCUUUGAGACUAACAGAAGUACUGGGUGCAUAAGCUUUCGUGGGUAAGAACCUCACUUCUUCAGAUGCAAGUACAGCUUAUGCUCCCAAUACUUCUGUUAGUCUCAAAGGUGCCACAGGACCCUCUGUUGCUUUUUAAGAAUUCCAAGUUAUUUUUUCUAGCAGGUUAGAAAUUAAUGUAAUUCUUAGAUAUACAUGUUCCAUGUUAAUUUAUAUAAUAUCACAUAUGAUUGUUGUUCUAGGGUAUGUGAAACAUUUGUCCGUAGGCUUUAUAAAUAAAAUUGAAGAAGGAUUGUAAUCUAAAACUAACCACACUCUGGGUUUAACUGAUGUAUAAACAUUUAUUACAUAGAUUAAAUGCAUCUGAUCAUUAGGAAAUGUAAUAUAACAAAUGACUGUAAUAUAAUAUUCACAAACAUUCCUUGUGUUCGAUUUCUUUUUUAAAGAUAAACCAAUUAAGUGAAUAAAAGAUACUGA
Messenger RNA from Malaclemys terrapin pileata, 1354 nucleotides. Its product is annotated as C-X-C motif chemokine 10-like. NCBI's taxonomy places the organism in Eukaryota, Metazoa, Chordata, Testudines, Emydidae. The record is from RefSeq and is a predicted model, not a curated record. Gene Ontology annotation, molecular function: chemokine activity; CXCR chemokine receptor binding. Gene Ontology annotation, cellular component: extracellular region. The transcript has 4 exons. Bases 71 to 388 code for a protein of 105 amino acids. Gene Ontology annotation, biological process: cellular response to lipopolysaccharide; chemokine-mediated signaling pathway; inflammatory response.